AUGGCCACGGUGCCCGCAGAUCGACGCAAACCGUUUACAAAAUGGGUCAAGAAGCUGAACCAGAAGAUGAAGCGGGCACGAGGGCCCAACAACCCAUAUCCCCAGUCUGGACACGUCAGCAGCAGACAUGCACAGCAGCAGCGCCAGCAGGAUCUUGAGUCGCAGUCAUUGUCGCAGUCGCGGUCUACAGACUAUCCACAGAGCCGGAUCUCGACCAUCGAAGGCGACACCGCCCGCGCCCGCAGCACCCGCACCCGCGACGCCGGCCCUGACCCUGAGCUGGUGGUCCACUCGGCCGAGGAGCUCGACGAUAGGCAGUCCCUGGUGUCGACGACGAGCGGCAGAGGCUCGGCAGAUGACAACGACGACGAUGUCGGGACCGAGGGCCGUCCUCCCACGACCGCUCCCUCGUACGGCGGCACCUCGCUCGCGGGUACCAUGAUCACAGCAACCGACCCUCGCAGGCCCGACAGUACCUUCUCCUCACCUGCCCCCUCCGCCCGCUCCGUGGCGACCACACUCUCGACGAUCCAGUCUCAGAUGGCCAAUGGUGUGCCUGCAGCCGGCCCUGGCGCUGUGGGCGCCAGCCACCCCAGUGGCACGGCCCAGGCGUCGUCGUCGUCGCGCGAUCCGAACGGUGAGCCCGUGCAAUACAGCCAGCCGCAGGCUCUGGUCACGGCCAUGCCGGGCAGCGACCGCAACACGCGCAGCGCGUACCGGCCGGCCACAUACAGUGCCAUUAUUGCCAACAACCUGCUCAACGACAACAUCUCGAUCCUGACCCUAGCGUCGUCGACCCAACGCCGUAGGCGGCGCUCCUGGGACACGGACUACGACCACGCCUCGGUGCGCGCCCUGCCGCCGUCGCAGUUUGGGGGCAGCCGCGAGUCCCUGCCCCUGUCGGUGCUGAGUGCAAACCUGGACGGACAGCCCACAAGCCCCGGGCUGACGGCGGCAAGAUCCAUUGCCGAGCGGUCCGUGAGCGGGCUGACGACAGGACACGGGCGGGCGGACAGCCUGAGCGGGAGUAUCGGCGGCGGAGGGCCCCUGGCUGUUGCGAGUGAAUCAUAGGGAUGGUUUGUGGGCUUUUCUUCAGGUGGGCACUGUCUGCAUGCUGGUAGCACAAGUGUGGGUGUGGUCGCCAGCAACUAAGAGCCAUGCACACUGCGAUACAAAGGAGAAGUUUGCACACAAUAUGCAUACACACGCAUGAAAGGGGAAAGAGAAAAGGGUUUGCUGAGCGGAGUUGGUUGGUCUGUAUCAUUGUUUACUCUCUUUUCGUGUCUGUUUCCUUCUUUCUUUCUUGUUCUUUUUAUCUCUCUGUUGGCGCUGGUGGCAUCCAUUGAUGACGAGUUUUAUGGUUUGGAACGGAAUCGAUACCCAGUACUGCUACUACUACUACUACUACUACUACUACUACUACUACUACUUUUACUGCUACAAACAUCUACUUGAUAGAAAGAAGAGAGGGAACAAUCCAAGACUCUUUCCUCUUCUCGAGAAGGGGCCAUC
Molecule: messenger RNA, 1512 nt
Organism: Cryphonectria parasitica EP155
Lineage: Eukaryota; Fungi; Ascomycota; Sordariomycetes; Diaporthales; Cryphonectriaceae
Exons: 1
Coding region: 1-1071 (356 amino acids)
Source: RefSeq, a predicted model, not a curated record